AUGGAAGAGAAAGUCGAGGACAAUGUGGAAUUCUGUGGUUUAUGCUUCAGGAACCCACAUGGGCUGACUUUCCAAGAAAGGCUGGGAGCAAAGGUCCUCCCACCCCAGAGACCUCCAGGCCCUGGUGGAACCAUGAAGAGGCCUCCGCAGAGCAAGACUUUCUGCUCCCGUCGCUACCCUCCGCAGCUCCUCCCGCCUCUGAGCUGGGGGAUGAACCUCUCCCACAUCCGACCCCAAUCCACUGCUCAGGGCACCUCCAUGUCCCGAGUGUCCCCCAUCUUCCAGUUCAGCCCGCAGCACAGCAUACACCUGCAGGAGCGAUACCUGCAAGGUGCAGCCGCCAAGCUGACCUUCUCCCCCGACGUGGUGGCCCAGCGGGGCCUGGCCAGCUUCCCCUACCUACAGUGCAGCUUUGAGCAUCUCUACGACGGGGACCCCAUCAGGCAGCUCUGCACCAGAACUAGCCACAGUCACCCCAGGCUUCACCUUCGGCCUAGACUGCCUGAGUACACUGACAGCCACUCAGAGUGCACCAAGGCCCCAGCCACAGCCCAGGAGGUGCAGGCCCAAAGCCUGGCCCGGAGCAAACACCAGCAACAGAAAGCCCAGGCUUUGAGUGAGACCUCCCCAUCACAACCCCAGCUGGCCCUGAGCAAGUCUCGGUCUCACGCAGAGGUGGCCCAUAGGCAGGAUCUCCAGCCCGAGAAUUUGAGCCUGGAGAAGCAGGACAGCUGGCUGGAGCCCCCCGAGAAGGAGGCCAGAGUGUGGGAGGCCAUGGUGCUGGCAAAGCUGAACAAACGCACUGCCCGCUGGAUCCUUAACAAGCGCCCCUUGAAGCCGGGGACCACCCCCAGUAAGUGGCAGAAUUUCUUGCAUCACCAGUACGACUGGAGCCACAUCAGGGAUGAGAUCACUUCGGACAGUCAUCUGAAGCUCCUGGCAGAGCUGGAGAGGGAAGAGAUGGCGGAAUUUGAGUUGGAGACCCCACCUGCCACCCCGCAGGUAGUCGUUGAGGAAAAGAAGCCAGAGAUGCUGCUGUCGGAAUAUUACAGAUUGCCCCAAUUUUUGUCCCAAAUGGAGAAAGCUGAACUUGAAACCUACAAGAACAAAACAACAGAUGAAAUCAACCAAAACAGAGACUCCUUACAGAUCCCAGACAAGAGUUGCUUCCAACGGUUGGUGGUUCCCCGAGCUGGAAAGUUUUCUUUGGUCACAGACAGCGCCUUCGAACAGGAAAUUUAUUUAGAUAAAAUCAAGAUUAUCCAUCCAAUUGGUAUGAAGAGAAAUCAGAUACUUCUGGAAAACCAGAGUCGAUAUAACAAACAAUUAUGUGAGAUUUUCCCUCAAACCCCGGACAGGUGGACUUCUCAGCCAGUCCCUGAAGCACCUUAUAAACCUGUGAAAGGAGCCCGGCGCUGGACCGCCUUGCCCAUCCCGGUCAAGGAGCUGGUAAAGAUCAAGGAAGCUGAAGCACUCAUGAAGACCAGAGGACUGAAGAAUGUGGUUCAUUUGCUGAAGGGGAAUGUGAGUUGGAAACUGGAGGCUCUUCGGAAGAUGCUGCAGGACUGGAAGACUGACUGGGCUCUGAUCAUCGAGUGGCGCCAUGAGACAAUAGAGGGCUUGCAGAGGAGAUUGGUGAAUUUGCACAAUGACGUUCGGAUCCAAGCCAUCAUCACAUGCGCCACAGCAGCUUUAGAACGGCCCCGGACUAACACUAGCCAGGAAGACUCAGAGGACACAGAGACAAAAGUUUCAUCUACCCAGGAUUUGCCUGAGGUUCUACAUCCUGCCCUGGAAGCAGCUCUUAGAGAUAAAAAUGCCAGUGUGCAAAUGGCAGCAGCAUUAUGCCAGUAUGCUAUACAAUCUCAUAACCCCCUUGCUCGGGAUAUCAUGCAGAAAGCUCUUCAGAAUGGGAACAGUGUGGACAGCUGGGCUGCGGCUCAGUGCUUGGCUCUGGAAGGUAUUGGCACAUAUCCAGUGAUUAAACGGAUCUUCCACCAGCUGUUUAACAAGAAAGACAAGGACACUGAACUGCAUUCGUGUCUGCUGCUGUGUCAUCUCAAUAAGCAGAAAACACUGAUAAACACUAUGCUUGCCAUAGAGCUAAACAGUGGUGAAUGGAGGGAACGGGCUCUGGCCUGCCGAGUUCUUGCCCAGAUUAAUACAAACAUCAGUUCGGAUAUUAAGCGCAGAUUAGUCCAUAUGAUGUGGAGUGACUGGAAAAAAGAGGUGAGACAAGCAGCCGCCCAAGCUCUGGGACAAAUGAACCUUGGUAAAGAGGUACAUGACAUCAUCGGAAUAAAGCUGAGUCAAGGGACUCCCCAAGAGCGUGUGGAAUCCCUCACCCUGAUCAGUGAGCUCAAGCUCAUGACUGCCAAGCUUCUCCCAAGCUUCCUGAAAUGCUUCUCUGAUGACUACAUGACAGUUCAGCAGGCUGCCUGUUUGGCAGCUGGUGCCCUGCAGAUCCAUAAUGAGCUGGUCAUUAAAUGUCUUCUGAAUCUGAUACAGAGAGACCCUUACUGGAAAACCAAGGCCUUGGCCAUUCGAGCAAUGGUACAGAUCGGUCAAGUGAGUCCCCAGCUGACAGACCUCCUGCUCUGGGCUAUCCACUAUGAAUCAUCACCAGGUGUACGACUAGAAGCCUGCCGUAGCAUCCUAGCCCUCAAAAUUCAGGGGAACCAGGUCAAGGACACCUUCCUACAUGUGCUUCUACUAGAGGAUCAUGAGGCUAUUCUAAAAGAAAUUCAUAAGGCAAUGAAGAUGCUUAAAAUAGAAAAUGAAGAAGACCAAGAAAUGAUUCAAAACAUCAAGAUCAGGAUUCAAAUGCUAAGCGAAAAGGACUCACUAACACAGAAAAUAUUGAAGAUAGAAGCAGCCAUUAAAAAAGUGAAGGACGAAGCAAAAUACGUUUACGUCCCUCCCAAAAAGAACCAAGAACCAUUGAAACUCCAAACUUUUCUCCAAAAUACUUUACAGGAUGAGAUGGCGCCUCUCAGAAGACCCACUGAGUGUUUCGAUAUCGAAGAAGUCAUAAAGAAACGUCUGCCUACUCGAAGGGGAAGAGUAGGGCGGGAUCACUGUUCUCAGUAG
This is a messenger RNA of Suncus etruscus (white-toothed pygmy shrew), 3090 nucleotides long. It is a transcript of the gene HEATR4, whose product is annotated as HEAT repeat containing 4. The record is from RefSeq and is a predicted model, not a curated record. The transcript is spliced from 17 exons. The coding region runs from base 1 to 3090 and encodes 1029 amino acids. NCBI's taxonomy places the organism in Eukaryota, Metazoa, Chordata, Mammalia, Eulipotyphla, Soricidae. Gene Ontology annotation, molecular function: oxidoreductase activity.